Danaus chrysippus (African queen) is the source of this 597-nucleotide messenger RNA. The record is from the annotation of a GenBank genome assembly. NCBI's taxonomy places the organism in Eukaryota, Metazoa, Arthropoda, Insecta, Lepidoptera, Nymphalidae.
AUGGAACAGCUGAUCCGAGUCCAGUUAGAACAGAACAAGUAUCAAGUGGCACCUGAUUGGCGAGAAGUGGCCGAACUUGUUCAAGAACUGCACUGGCUUGAGCGUGAGCGCACAGAUACCCCAACCAACGGUCGGGGGCGGCUGCGACACGGCGCGAGCGUCCUGGCGCAGGCCGUCACGCACGCGCGUCAAACUAGUCUCGUGACGUCACACGAUAUUACAAAACCGGCCAGGCAGCUCGGGCGAGCACGCCAGCGAGCGGCGCGGCGCAGUGACGAACGCGCUGUCGGCCGACCCCGACGCGCCACUGGGGUGUCACGUACCGUGGGCGGCGUCACGACGCUGGGACGCGGACGGGCGCGGGCGCGGGGACACGAGCACGCGGCGAGCGGCGCUACGGAGCGCGGGCGCAGGUGCUCUGAGCGCAACAGCCUCCGCGCGCCGGCGCCGCGCCCGCCGCGCUCCCCGCACCGCCCGCGCCUCGCUCUCGCACCAAAACGACGAAUUUAUCUUCCGUGCACGCUGGCCCUCCUACCCGAGGACGUUGCCCAGGGUGCCGGAGCGUCCUCGGCCGAAAACUUUACAUAUCGUCUCUGA